Molecule: messenger RNA, 5160 nt
Organism: Epinephelus moara (kelp grouper)
Lineage: Eukaryota; Metazoa; Chordata; Actinopteri; Perciformes; Serranidae
Product: SH3 domain and tetratricopeptide repeat-containing protein 1
Exons: 19
Coding region: 101-4099 (1332 amino acids)
Molecular function (GO): protein binding
Source: RefSeq, a predicted model, not a curated record
UCUUGUACUGGCGCACAACUUUUGCUGGCAGAAGCAUGUGAGGAUGGUGAGGUGUUGACUGAUCACAGGGGAACGGGGACACUGGACAGUUGUAUUGGACAUGUCAGCCAGGUGGGACCGAGACGCCGGCAGUCGUGGGAACCGGAGAAAAAUCUCUCCAGAGGGCGAGCAGCACCGGGAGGUGGCGGAGAAAUCAAACCGACACAGCAGAACGGUGCGUGGUUUCUCCAGAGAUGCUGCAAGUCUAAAGGGAACUGCGUCAGCAUGCGAGGAAAACUUCCCCACAGCUCUGCCAGUGCUGCUGGAUGUGGUCAGGGGUCCUGACCGCCUUCCUGCAGAUGAGGAGUCACAGGAAAUGCUGAGAGGGAAACUGCGCAUUCUGCAAGCUGACAGCACCGAGGUCAACGCUCUAUUCAUGGAGCUGUCCACUAAUCUCAUCUCCAUCAACAGUGAAGAAAAAGUGAUUCUUGUGACAUUCAAAACAUUUGAGGAAAUAUGGAAGUUCACCACAUAUUACACUUUAGGUUUCCUGGGUCGGUGUAUGGAGAAUUUGUUGUUAGACCAGAAAUUCUGGCUCAAUUCUUUGGAGGAAGACAUCGCAAUCGAGGUUUCCAUUCAGGAGGAAACUCUUAACCUGAUCUACAAAGGCAUCCUCAUGCAGGAAGGUUCAUUGUUUGCUAGUUGUAGUACCAACCAGAUGUUUGACAGCUCCACCUCUGGAGGUGACCUGUACCUGGAGCAGGGAGAUAUAGCCCAGUUUGAGCCUCCCUUCCUGGGCUCAGGAUGGACAGUCCUCUGCCUGGCUGACGGAGCCAGAGGGACAGCACCCAAACCUGCUCUGGAGCUGGUCGUCCCUUUUUAUCAAUGGUUUCUCAAAUCCUGUGCAGAGAGCAUUUUAGUUGGUGAUGGGAAACCUGCCUGUGACUUCCCUCUGCAGUUUGCCAGAGGAACCUGUCUGGCCACAGAGGAGUAUGAUGCUGAGGGCCCAGAUGAGCUGAGUGUGGCAUCCGGCGAUCGCAUCAUCAUUGUGGGGCUUCUGGUGUCCUGCUUUGAUUGGUUCACAGGGAGGAAGGAGGCGACAGGAGAAGUGGGUCUGGUCAAGACAAGCCUGGUGAAACCAUCCACGGACAUUUACAACUCAGAAGAUAUCUUUUUGGACAGAGAGGACAGGACAUUCUUCAGUCUGCAAGAAGGCAAAGUCAUAAAGGAAACAACUGCCUUAUUGAAGGAGAAAUCUCAAAAUGAUAUUGGUCAUAGCUACAAACUGGAUAUCAUCAGUGACCAAGACUCUGAGAAAAAAAAAUCAUGCAGCUCUUCAGGCAAAGUUGAUUUUCAGCAGCAGACUGACCUGAAGAGAAAUAUUCAGAGAAUUCUUGAUCAAGGAAAAGACUCACUACCAGAUUCCAAAGUGACCAUAAACGGGACACUCGGGGACUUGGUCCUGGCCGCAGAGGAAAAAAACCCAAGCCCUCCCUGUUUCACUGUUCAUCCUGUUGUAGAAGGAAACAACAACACUGAGAACUUCAUUCCUCUCUUCUCUUUUUUGGAUGGACAAGACUACAAAAUAGAGUUUGGCAUUUUGUAUGGACUAAGUUCGGAAGUCCUCACCUCCUCCACCUUCACUGGUCACUCAGAUGAGGAUGAGCUGAUUGCCUUCCUGGGCGUUGCUAGGGAAACGGCCAGGAAGAAGCGACUCUUUUGGUCACAGACGCGUUUGUGCUUCCUGUUGGGUAAGCUCUGUGCCGGGAGGUUAAAGUUCAGCCAGGCCCGGGUUUACUUUGAGGAAGCCCUCAGUGUGCCACGAGAAGGCUUCAUGGAUCUCAGGCUAUUGGCCAGCAUCUACUCCAACCUGGUUGCCAUAUAUCUUUUGCAGAAAAAUACUGAAAGUUUCUUUGCUCUGACAGAGCGGCUUGUUGCCUUGCUAAUGGGAAUCCCAGACUGCCUGGAAUGCUUAGAGGACAACUCUGCUCUUAAAUACAUCCUCAAGAAAGCUGUUCUCUCUCACAACCAAAUGGCAGAGGCCCGGGCUUGUCAUCUAUUGGCUAAGCACCACUGGAUUCGUUCUGAGGGGGUGAAAUCUGUUCCUUACCUUGAGAGACUGCUCGUUCUUUGUGCUGAAUCUCAAAGAACAUGGGGCAUCUCUACCAGUCAUGAAUACCUGUCCCUGGGAAGGCUCUACAGCAAACACCGACUUCCCCAUCUCAGUGUUAGUUCAGCCAGGAGAGCUUCUGUACAGCCCUCUGCUACACUGACAGACUGCCUUAGCAGCAUGGUUCUAGUUUUGGACGAUAUCAAUAGACUGUAUGGGAUUACAGAACAGGAAGCCUCCAUCCCACCUCAAGUGGCUCCAUAUUUACAUCAAGCCCUCUCUUCUAGCAAAGUCCAAGGAGGGGGAAGUGAUCAAAACCAUGUUUUGAGCCACCAGCUUACUCUUUGCCUCUGCCAACUCUUUUGCAAGCACAGAAUGGUUGGACACGCUAUCAGCCAUAUGCAUACUCUCAUAAACGACAAUCCUCCCUCACAGCGACUCCCCAUUUCUGUUCCAGAAAGAAACAGUGCCCUCAUCUGGCUGGCAUGGCUUCACAUUGACAACAAUCAGCCAAAUGUUGCUUUGGAUAUCCUGGACUCUGUCCUAGCUUCCAUGCCAGAACACUGCACUACCCCUCAGGAAGGUGUGGUCCUCAACAUGCGUGGUGUGGCCCUUCGAUGCAUGGGUGACAUUCGGAGGGCAGCAGAGAGCUACCAGGCUGCUGUUGACAUCUGCCAAGAGUAUGAGGAUAUGCCAAACUGGGCUGUUGCUCAGGCUAACCUAGGGUUGUUAUGUCUGAAGGCUGGAGCUAAAGGACUAGCGCAAAGACACCUGACUGAGGCUGUGCAGCUCUUCUCUGAGUUGGAUGAAGAAGGUCAUGAGGCAAACUUCAUCACAGUACUGCUGGAGCUGGGACAGCACUAUGUUAAGCAGCACCAGCUGGACUACGGGAAAGGAUGCUAUGAAUGGGCCCUGCUGCUAGCUAUCAGCACCAACCUGUUAGACUGCCAGCUCACUGCAACCCAACACCUGUGCCAUCUGUAUGGGUGUGAGAGUCCAGACCAGGCCCAGUGUAUCAUCUACAGUCAGCACCAGGUCCAGCUGCUGAGACACACAGGAGACAGAGAACAGGAGGGGGACGCACUGGAAGCCAUCAGCCAGCUCUGCCUCACACUGGGCACAGAGAGGGCGUACAGGGCAGCUCUUGACUACACCAAGAGCAGUCUGGGUAUUUCUAUCGACCUGGGCUGCAGGGAGAAGGAGGCGUAUGGCUGGCUGCAAGCUGGGAAGAUCUAUCACCUGGUGAACCAGACUGAACUGGUGGAUCUUUAUAUUCAGGCAGCUCAGGAUGUUGCUCUGAGUACAGGAGACACCGGGUUCAUUCUGAGGCUUCUGGAAGCUGCAGGAGACAUUUUCUUCAACAGCAACCAAGACCGGGACAAGGCCAUCACCUUCUAUAGGGACCGUGCUCUGCCCAUCGCAGUGAAGAGCAGCAGCAUACGUUCCAGGCUCAGGCUGUGUAAUAAGCUGACUGAACUGAUGCUCAGUCUCAAGCUGUAUGAGGAAGCUAUGGAGUUUGCUCAGACUGCACUGGACAUCAGUAUCACUCUGGGUGAGCGUCUGAAUGAGCGAGUGGCUUACUAUCGUCUGGCCUCUCUGUACCACUGUCUGGACCAGUAUGAACUGGCUGAACACUAUUACCUAAAAACCCUGACCCUCUGUCCAGCACCUCUGCUGUUUGAUGAGGAAACACUGUACUAUGUCCGGGUAUAUCAGACACUGGGGGACAUCAUAUUCUAUGACCUGAAGGACCCAUUUGACGCUGCAGGCUACUACCACCUGGCUCUAGCUGCAGCCAUGGAUCUGGGCAACAAGAGGUCUCAGCUACAGCUUUGCACCCGCCUCGCCACCAUCUACCACAACUUCCUAGAGGACCGGGAGCUCUCUCUCUUCUUUUACCAGAAGGCUAGAGCAUUUGCUGCAGAGCUCAAUAUGAGGAGGAUUAAUAUCUCACCGGAUCAGCAUUUUAGCAGCAUCUCCCAGUACAAGACCACCAGACAAAAGGAAUGACAAGUCAAAUAUUUGCAACAUAAACUUGAGCAGAUAGCUGGAUGAAUGCUUGUUUUUGGUACAGAAAAAAAUAUGAUUUUAACAGAUCCCAAAGGAAAAUCCAUCUUUAAAACCUUAUCUGGAAGAGAUAAUGAAGAUCAGAAUGUCUAUUCUAAUCAUCUGUUGCAUUGUGAAACUGUAUACGUGCAACUGUAUACGUGCACACAUGCAAAAAUUCAGGAUUCAACUUUACUCAGGCUUCUGUUAAUCCUCAGGAAAUAUACAAAUAGAAUAUAAACCAGAAAGCAGUGAAACCUUUAAGUAAUUGUAUGUCAUUACCUUUAAAAAUUGGGUAGAUGUUUCAGGUCAUUUGAUUUAUUUUUUUCCAGUAUCUUUUGGUAAUUUUUUGAAAUUAAAAGAAACAUGCAGAUUUUAACUAAUCACUCCCUAAAUACAUGUACAUCAUCUGCGUAUAAUGGAAUUCUGUGUUUUCUGGUACUUCUUUUAAUCCCCCUUAGCUGGCAGCUUGCUCUUACAGUUUCAGCUAAAUGUUCUAUGAGCAGCAAAAAAUAACAGAGAGAGGAGACCACCCUGGAUAACCAGUAUCAUAAAGCUGCUUAUCACCUUGCUUAGUUAACUUUGGGUUUUCUUCUGCAGCCACAAGCAUGUUUAUGUGAUAGAGACAGAGCUGCUAAUUACAGCUCUUAAUUAUGAGUUCAUUAGAUUAGUAUGUUAUAUAAUAUGAGAUGAAACUGUGAUACUUGUGGAAAAAUGUGAUUAAAGCACAAGGUGAACUAUAAACAACAUAAUUAACUAGAACAGAAAAGGCUGCAGAAACAAUGAUUUCCAAAUAUUAAAGUAAGGCUAAAAAUAAGUUAAUUAGUUAUGUCUUUAUUACAAAGUAUGUAUUUUUGCACUUUUGUCUGAUGAUGAACAAACUGUUAUCCAUAUAUGUUAGGGAUGGGAAUCGCCGUAUUUUAUCACGAUACUUGUCAUGAUAUGGUAUAAUUGCAAUAUUGCAAUAUGCUGAAUACUGCAAAAAUAAAUAUUGUGAUUUAUUGUCUUUUUAUCCAGCUGUAAAU